This is a messenger RNA of Leucoraja erinaceus (little skate), 11561 nucleotides long. Its product is annotated as epiplakin-like. Gene Ontology annotation, cellular component: focal adhesion; cytoplasm; sarcolemma. The record is from RefSeq and is a predicted model, not a curated record. Gene Ontology annotation, biological process: intermediate filament cytoskeleton organization; wound healing; hemidesmosome assembly. Lineage: Eukaryota; Metazoa; Chordata; Chondrichthyes; Rajiformes; Rajidae. Gene Ontology annotation, molecular function: structural constituent of muscle; structural constituent of cytoskeleton; ankyrin binding.
GGGCGUGGACUCACAACCCACAAACAUAAGGCGCAGCUGGGGGCGGGAGACAGGAGCAAAGAGCCAGGAGCAAAGAAGGAGCAGUUCCACUCUCGCCCAGUGACCGUGGACCGGCUCUCCAGCCUUCGGCUAGCGCCCAGCUCCUCCACGCUCCAGCCUCUGCUAAGUGUUGAACUAACACCCACACCCAGAGCAAGACCUAGACUCAUCUGAAGAGAAUGGAGAAGCCAACUCAUUUGAAGAAUGUAAGGUCAACCAGCAAAAUGGCAGAUCCUUGUCCCACCAUGACCAAAGCUGAAGCGUGUCAGUCUCAUGAUUGCCACAAGGGUGAUAUCACCGUGAAACCUUCCGCUCAGCAUCAGAGCAGUAGCAACUCCCAGUCAGAUGGUGGCAGCAUUGCAGGCCUCCUCAUUCAUCCCACUAAUGAGAAGAUGAGCAUCUAUCAGGCCUUCAGGAAGAAGUUACUGCCGUCAGAAACAGCCCUCCUUCUGCUUGAGGCCCAAGCUGCCACUGGCUUCAUCAUUGAUCCCGUGACAGAGCAGAAGCUGCCCGUGGAUGAGGCAUUGCAGGCUGGAAUCAUUGGAUCAGACGUGUACAAUAAACUGUUGGCUGCAGAAAAGGCAGUGUCGGGUUACAGGGACCCAUCCACGGGGAACACAAUCUCCCUCUUCCAAGCCAUGAAGAAGGAGCUGGUUGCGAGUUCUUAUGGCAUGCGCCUCUUGGAAGCUCAGCUGGCAACAGGUGGCAUCAUUGACCCAGUCUCUAGUCACCAGAUUCCCUUGGAAGCUGCCUACCAGAAAGGAAUAUUCGAUCCAGAGAUGAACAAGGUUCUCUCAAACCCCACCGAUGACACCAAGGGUUUUUUUGACCCCAACACUCAAGAGAACCUCAGCUACAUGGAGCUGAAGCAGCGAUGCACAACCGAGUCCCACUCUGGCCUCUGCUUUCUGAUCAUCACAGAUAAGGUGGUGAAAGGAGUCCAGAUAUCUACAGAUGAACAAAGCAAGAUGGCCUUUAAAAAGGCUUUGGUUUCAGUGAAUUCUGGCAGGCUCAGGGGACGAAGAGUGACAUUAUGGGAGGUCAUCAAUUCUGAAUACUUCACUGCAGAACAAAUCAGUGAAUUCCUCACAGAUUUCAAAUUGGGUAAAACCACAGUUGAGAAAAUCAUCACCAUGGCCUCCACACAAAUUCAACAGAUCGAGAAGGAGAAAAAGGUAGCCAUGUUUCAUGGCUUGAGGCGCAAAGUGUCUGCCCAGCAACUGCUAGACUCCAAGAUCAUUGAUCAGAAACUCUACCACAAACUGGAACAAGGAAUAACCAGUGUUAAAGAGGUUACUGAACUCAAGUCUGUAGAUCAGUAUCUAACUGGAACAUGCAGCAUUGCAGGGAUCCUCGUGGAGUCGACCAACGAGAAGAUGAGCAUCUACCAGGCCAUGAAGAAGCAUCUGCUGAUGCCUGGAACGGCCUUGAUCCUCUUGGAAGCUCAGGCAGCGACCGGCUUUGUCAUUGACCCGGUCAAGAACGUGAAACUGACGGUCGAUGAGGCAGUUGAGAGCUGUCUUGUUGGCAAAGAGCUCCACCAGAAGCUGCUGUCGGCAGAAAAGGCAGUCACUGGUUACAAAGACCCCUACACGGGCAACGUGAUCUCCUUGUUCCAGGCACUGAAUAAGGAUCUGAUCGUCAAGGACCAUGGCAUCCGCCUGCUGGAGGCACAGAUUGCCACGGGAGGCAUCAUUGAUCCAGUGAACAGCCAUCGUCUUCCCGUCGAAGUGGCGUAUAGGAGAGGAAUGUUUGAUGAUCAGAUGAACAAGGUUCUCUCUGAUGCUGGUGAUGACACCAAAGGCUUCUUCGACCCCAAUACGAAAGAGAACCUGACCUACCUGCAGCUGAAGCAGAGAUGUGUGAAUGAGCAAGACACUGGGCUCUGCCUGUUGUGUUUGAGAGACCUGAGUUAUAUAGACAAGCAAACAGAAGCUAAUCUCAAACAGAACAGCUUCCUGGUUACUGUGGGCAAAUUUCAAGGGAGAACCCUGACAUUAUGGGAAUUCCUCAACUCUGACUACAUGACAGAUAGAAUGAGAAAAAAGAUUGUGCAGCAGUACACCUCACACUCGAUAUCCAUCUCCCACAUCAUUACCACCUUCAGCAGGAUCAUUGAUGAGGUACAAAGGAAAUCUGAUGCCCCAUUUAGUGUUGAUGGGUUUCGAAAGAAAGUCCCUGUUCAGGAACUUGUGACCUCCGAGGUUAUCAGGAUUGAUACGUACGAAGAUCUCCAGGAAGGCAAGAUUACACUGCAAGAGCUAGUUCUGAUGGAUUCAGUGAGGAAGUACUUACAAGGUGCUAGCAGUAUAGCAGGGAUCCUUGUGGAGUCGACCAACGAGAAGAUGAGCAUCUACCAGGCCAUGAAGAAGCAUCUGCUGAUGCCUGGAACGGCCUUGGUCCUCUUGGAAGCUCAGGCAGCGACCGGCUUUGUCAUUGACCCGGUCAAGAACGUGAAACUGACGGUCGAUGAGGCGGUUGAGAGCUGUCUCGUUGGCAAAGAGCUCCACAAGAAGCUGCUGUCGGCAGAAAGGGCAGUCACUGGUUACAAAGAUCCCUACACGGGCAACGUCAUCUCCUUGUUCCAGGCACUGCAGAAGGAUCUGAUCGUCAAGGACCAUGGCAUCCGCCUGCUGGAGGCACAGAUUGCCACGGGAGGCAUCAUUGACCCAGUGCACAGCCAUCGCCUUCCCGUCGAAGUGGCGUAUAGGAGAGGAAUGUUUGAUGAUCAGAUGAACAAGGUUCUGUCUGAUGCUGGUGAUGACACCAAAGGCUUCUUCGACCCCAAUACAAAAGAGAAUCUGACCUACCUACAGCUGAAGCAGAGAUGUGUGAGUGACAAAGACACCGGGCUGAGCUUGCUAAAGAUUACAAAUGGAGGAGUGAAGAAUUGGCAAGGCUACAGCAUUGGAGAAAUAGAGAGUGCUUUUAAGCGGGAGACAAUGAAUGUUUCAUAUGGCAGGUUCAAGGGGAAGUCUGUCACAAUUUGGGAACUCAUCCACUCUGAGUACUUCUCUGAGGAGAAGAGGAAGGAGCUGAUGGAGAUGUACAGGCGGAAGGAAAUUGACAUGACGAUCAUCAUCACAAGAAUCACCACAGUCAUUGAACAAACUGAGAGCCAGGAAAGUACUGUCAGUUCCUGCAUUGUUCUUCCCACUCAGAGCACGCAGGCUUGCACUGCCGAAGAGACUGAAGCAGCCUUUCGAGAGAGAACGCUCUGCUUCUCAAUCUGGUAUCUCAUUCAUUCCAAACUUUUCACUGAAGAGGAGUGUAGAACGUUGAUGGAGAAAUACAGAAGGAAGGAGAUUGACCUGGAGUCUGUGAUCAGAACCAUCACCCGUCUCAUAGAGCAGACACAAACCCUGGUGGACACUUCCAUUACAUUCUCUGGCCUACGAGCAGAAAUCUCUCUGCAGGAACUUGUGGAGUCAGAGAUCAUUGAUCAGAAGACAUUGCUGGAGCUGCAGGAGGGGAAAAAGACCGUGCAAGAUGUGAGUGAGCAAGGUUCAGUGAAGAUCUACCUCCAGGGUUCAGACAGCAUUGCAGGGAUCCUUGUGGAGUCGACCAACGAGAAGAUGAGCAUCUACCAGGCCAUGAAGAAGCAUCUGCUGAUGCCUGGAACGGCCUUGAUCCUCUUAGAAGCUCAGGCAGCGACCGGCUUUGUCAUUGACCCGGUGAAGAACGUGAAACUGACGGUCGAUGAGGCGGUUGAGAGCUGUCUCGUUGGCAAAGAGCUCCACCAGAAGCUGCUGUCGGCAGAAAGGGCAGUCACUGGUUACAAAGACCCCUACACGGGCAACGUGAUCUCCUUGUUCCAGGCACUGCAGAAGGAUCUGAUCGUCAAGGACCAUGGCAUCCGCCUGCUGGAGGCACAGAUUGCCACGGGAGGCAUCAUUGACCCAGUGCACAGCCAUCGCCUUCCCGUCGAAGUGGCGUAUAGGAGAGGAAUGUUUGAUGAUCAGAUGAACAAGGUUCUCUCUGAUGCUGGUGAUGACACCAAAGGCUUCUUCGACCCCAAUACAAAAGAGAACCUGACCUACCUGCAGCUGAAGCAGAGAUGUGUGAGUGACAAAGACACCGGGCUGAGCUUGCUAAAGAUUACAAAUGGAGGAGUGAAGAAUCGGCAAGGCUACAGCAUUGGAGAAAUAGAGAGUGCUUUUAAGCGGGAGACAAUGAAUGUUUCAUAUGGCAGGUUCAAGGGGAAGUCUGUCACAAUUUGGGAACUCAUCCACUCUGAGUACUUCUCUGAGGGGAAGAGGAAGGAGCUGAUGGAGAUGUACAGGCGGAAGGAGAUUGACAUGACGAUCAUCAUCACAAGAAUCACCACAGUCAUUGAACAAACUGAUAGCCAGGAAAGUACUGUCAGUUCCUGCGUUGUUCUUCCCACUCAGAGCACGCAGGCUUACACUGCCGAAGAGACUGAAGCAGCCUUUCGAGAGAGAACGCUCUGCUUCUCAAUCUGGUAUCUCAUUCAUUCCAAACUUUUCACUGAAGAAGAGCGUAGAACGUUGAUGGAGAAAUACACAAGGAAGGAGAUUGACCUGGAGUCUGUGAUCAGAACCAUCACCCGUCUCAUAGAGCAGACACAAACCCUGGUGGACACUUCCAUUACAUUCUCUGGCCUACGAGCAGAAAUCUCUCUGCAGGAACUUGUGGAGUCAGAGAUCAUCGAUCAGAAGACAUUGCUGGAGCUGCAGGAGGGGACGAAGACCGUGCAAGAUGUGAGUGAGCAAGAUUCAGUGAAGGUCUACCUCAAGGGUUCAGAUAGCAUUGCAGGGAUCCUUGUGGAGUCGACCAACGAGAAGAUGAGCAUCUACCAGGCCAUGAAGAAGCAUCUCCUGAUGCCUGGAACGGCCUUGAUCCUCUUGGAAGCUCAGGCAGCGACCGGCUUUGUCAUUGACCCGGUGAAGAACGUGAAAUUGACGGUCGAUGAGGCGGUUGAGAGCUGUCUCGUUGGCAAAGAGCUCCACCAGAAGCUGCUGUCGGCAGAAAGGGCAGUCACUGGUUACAAAGAUCCCUACACGGGCAACGUCAUCUCCUUGUUCCAGGCACUGCAGAAGGAUCUGAUCGUCAAGGACCAUGGCAUCCGCCUGCUGGAGGCACAGAUUGCCACGGGAGGCAUCAUUGACCCAGUGCACAGCCAUCGCCUUCCCGUCGAAGUGGCGUAUAGGAGAGGAAUGUUUGAUGAUCAGAUGAACAAGGUUCUCUCUGAUGCUGGUGAUGACACCAAAGGCUUCUUCGACCCCAAUACAAAAGAGAAUCUGACCUACCUACAGCUGAAGCAGAGAUGUGUGAGUGACAAAGACACCGGGCUGAGCUUGCUAAAGAUUACAAAUGGAGGAGUGAAGAAUUGGCAAGGCUACAGCAUUGGAGAAAUAGAGAGUGCUUUUAAGCGGGAGACAAUGAAUGUUUCAUAUGGCAGGUUCAAGGGGAAGUCUGUCACAAUUUGGGAACUCAUCCACUCUGAGUACUUCUCUGAGGGGAAGAGGAAGGAGCUGAUGGAGAUGUACAGGCGGAAGGAAAUUGACAUGACGAUCAUCAUCACAAGAAUCACCACAGUCAUUGAACAAACUGAGAGCCAGGAAAGUACUGUCAGUUCCUGCAUUGUUCUUCCCACUCAGAGCACGCAGGCUUGCACUGCCGAAGAGACUGAAGCAGCCUUUCGAGAGAGAACGCUCUGCUUCUCAAUCUGGUAUCUCAUUCAUUCCAAACUUUUCACUGAAGAGGAGUGUAGAACGUUGAUGGAGAAAUACAGAAGGAAGGAGAUUGACCUGGAGUCUGUGAUCAGAACCAUCACCCGUCUCAUAGAGCAGACACAAACCCUGGUGGACACUUCCAUUACAUUCUCUGGCCUACGAGCAGAAAUCUCUCUGCAGGAACUUGUGGAGUCAGAGAUCAUCGAUCAGAAGACAUUGCUGGAGCUGCAGGAGGGGAAGAAGACCGUGCAAGAUGUGAGUGAGCAAGAUUCAGUGAAGAUUUACCUCAAGGGUUCAGAUAGCAUUGCAGGGAUCCUUGUGGAGUCGACCAACGAGAAGAUGAGCAUCUACCAGGCCAUGAAGAAGCAUCUGCUGAUGCCUGGAACGGCCUUGAUCCUCUUAGAAGCUCAGGCAGCGACCGGCUUUGUCAUUGACCCGGUGAAGAACGUGAAACUGACGGUCGAUGAGGCGGUUGAGAGCCGCCUCGUUGGCAAAGAGCUCCACCAGAAGCUGCUGUCGGCAGAAAGGGCAGUCACUGGUUACAAAGAUCCCUACACGGGCAACGUGAUCUCCUUGUUCCAGGCACUGCAGAAGGAUCUGAUCGUCAAGGACCAUGGCAUCCGCCUGCUGGAGGCACAGAUUGCCACGGGAGGCAUCAUUGACCCAGUGCACAGCCAUCGCCUUCCCGUCGAAGUGGCGUAUAGGAGAGGAAUGUUUGAUGAUCACAUGAACAAGGUUCUCUCUGAUGCUGGUGAUGACACCAAAGGCUUCUUCGACCCCAAUACAAAAGAGAACCUGACCUACCUGCAGCUGAAGCAGAGAUGUGUGAGUGACCAAGACACUGGGCUGAGCUUGCUAAAGAUUACAAAUGGAGGAGUGAAGAAUCGGCAAGGCUACAGCAUUGGAGAAAUAGAGAGUGCUUUUAAGCGGGAGACAAUGAAUGUUUCAUAUGGCAGGUUCAAGGGGAAGUCUGUCACAAUUUGGGAACUCAUCCACUCUGAGUACUUCUCUGAGGAGAAGAGGAAGGAGCUGAUGGAGAUGUACAGGCGGAAGGAAAUUGACAUGACGAUCAUCAUCACAAGAAUCACCACAGUCAUUGAACAAACUGAGAGCCAGGAAAGUACUGUCAGUUCCUGCGUUGUUCUUCCCACUCAGAGCACGCAGGCUUACACUGUCGAAGAGACUGAAGCAGCCUUUCGAGAGAGAACGCUCUGCUUCUCAAUCUGGUACCUCAUUCAUUCCAAACUUUUCACUGAAGAGGAGUGUAGAACGUUGAUGGAGAAAUACAGAAGGAAGGAGAUUGACCUGGAGUCUGUGAUCAGAACCAUCACCCGUCUCAUAGAGCAGACACAAACCCUGGUGGACACUUCCAUUACAUUCUCUGGCCUACGAGCAGAAAUCUCUCUGCAGGAACUUGUGGAGUCAGAGAUCAUUGAUCAGAAGACAUUGCUGGAGCUGCAGGAGGGGAAGACGACCGUGCAAGAUGUGAGUGAGCAAGAUUCAGUGAAGAUCUACCUCCAGGGUUCAGACAGCAUUGCAGGGAUCCUUGUGGAGUCGACCAACGAGAAGAUGAGCAUCUACCAGGCCAUGAAGAAGCAUCUGCUGAUGCCUGGAACGGCCUUGAUCCUCUUAGAAGCUCAGGCAGCGACCGGCUUUGUCAUUGACCCGGUGAAGAACGUGAAACUGACGGUCAAUGAGGCAGUUGAGAGCUGUCUCAUUGGCAAAGAGCUCCACCAGAAGCUGCUGUCGGCAGAAAGGGCAGUCACCGGUUACAAAGAUCCCUACACGGGCAACGUGAUCUCCUUGUUCCAGGCACUGCAGAAGGAUCUGAUCGUCAAGGACCAUGGCAUCCGCCUGCUGGAGGCACAGAUUGCCACGGGAGGCAUCAUUGACCCAGUGCACAGCCAUCGCCUUCCCGUCGAAGUGGCGUAUAGGAGAGGAAUGUUUGAUGAUCAGAUGAACAAGGUUCUCUCUGAUGCUGGUGAUGACACCAAAGGCUUCUUCGACCCCAAUACAAAAGAGAACCUGACCUACCUGCAGCUGAAGCAGAGAUGUGUGAGUGACAAAGACACCGGGCUGAGCUUGCUAAAGAUUACAAAUGGAGGAGUGAAGAAUCGGCAAGGCUACAGCAUUGGAGAAAUAGAGAGUGCUUUUAAGAGGGAGACAAUGAAUGUUUCAUAUGGCAGGUUCAAGGGGAAGUCUGUCACAAUUUGGGAACUCAUCCACUCUGAGUACUUCUCUGAGGAGAAGAGGAAGGAGCUGAUGGAGAUGUACAGGCGGAAGGAAAUUGACAUGACGAUCAUCAUCACAAGAAUCACCUCAGUCAUUGAACAAACUGAGAGCCAGGAAAGUACUGUCAGUUCCUGCAUUGUUCUUCCCACUCAGAGCACGCAGGCUUGCACUGCCGAAGAGACUGAAGCAGCCUUUCGAGAGAGAACGCUCUGCUUCUCAAUCUGGUAUCUCAUUCAUUCCAAACUUUUCACUGAAGAGGAGUGUAGAACGUUGAUGGAGAAAUACAGAAGGAAGGAGAUUGACCUGGAGUCUGUGAUCAGAACCAUCACCCGUCUCAUAGAGCAGACACAAACCCUGGUGGACACUUCCAUUACAUUCUCUGGCCUACGAGCAGAAAUCUCUCUGCAGGAACUUGUGGAGUCAGAGAUCAUUGAUCAGAAGACAUUGCUGGAGCUGCAGGAGGGGAAGAAGACCGUGCAAGAUGUGAGUGAGCAAGAUUCAGUGAAGAUCUACCUCAAGGGUUCAGACAGCAUUGCAGGGAUCCUUGUGGAGUCGACCAACGAGAAGAUGAGCAUCUACCAGGCCAUGAAGAAGCAUCUGCUGAUGCCUGGAACGGCCUUGAUCCUCUUAGAAGCUCAGGCAGCGACCGGCUUUGUCAUUGACCCGGUGAAGAACGUGAAACUGACGGUCGAUGAGGCGGUUGAGAGCUGUCUCAUUGGCAAAGAGCUCCACCAGAAGCUACUGUCUGCAGAAAGGGCAGUCACUGGUUACAAAGAUCCCUACACGGGCAACGUGAUCUCCUUGUUCCAGGCACUGCAGAAGGAUCUGAUCGUCAAGGACCAUGGCAUCCGCCUGCUGGAGGCACAGAUUGCCACGGGAGGCAUCAUUGACCCAGUGCACAGCCAUCGCCUUCCCGUCGAAGUGGCGUAUAGGAGAGGAAUGUUUGAUGAUCACAUGAACAAGGUUCUCUCUGAUGCUGGUGAUGACACCAAAGGCUUCUUCGACCCCAAUACAAAAGAGAACCUGACCUACCUGCAGCUGAAGCAGAGAUGUGUGAGUGACAAAGACACCGGGCUGAGCUUGCUAAAGAUUACAAAUGGAGGAGUGAAGAAUCGGCAAGGCUACAGCAUUGGAGAAAUAGAGAGUGCUUUUAAGCGGGAGACAAUGAAUGUUUCAUAUGGCAGGUUCAAGGGGAAGUCUGUCACAAUUUGGGAACUCAUCCACUCUGAGUACUUCUCUGAGGAGAAGAGGAAGGAGCUGAUGGAGAUGUACAGGCGGAAGGAAAUUGACAUGACGAUCAUCAUCACAAGAAUCACCACAGUCAUUGAACAAACUGAGAGCCAGGAAAGUACUGUCAGUUCCUGCGUUGUUCUUCCCACUCAGAGCACGCAGGCUUACACUGUCGAAGAGACUGAAGCAGCCUUUCGAGAGAGAACGCUCUGCUUCUCAAUCUGGUACCUCAUUCAUUCCAAACUUUUCACUGAAGAGGAGUGUAGAACGUUGAUGGAGAAAUACAGAAGGAAGGAGAUUGACCUGGAGUCUGUGAUCAGAACCAUCACCCGUCUCAUAGAGCAGACACAAACCCUGGUGGACACUUCCAUUACAUUCUCUGGCCUACGAGCAGAAAUCUCUCUGCAGGAACUUGUGGAGUCAGAGAUCAUUGAUCAGAAGACAUUGCUGGAGCUGCAGGAGGGGAAGACGACCGUGCAAGAUGUGAGUGAGCAAGAUUCAGUGAAGAUCUACCUCAAGGGUUCAGACAGCAUUGCAGGGAUCCUUGUGGAGUCGACCAACGAGAAGAUGAGCAUCUACCAGGCCAUGAAGAAGCAUCUGCUGAUGCCUGGAACGGCCUUGAUCCUCUUAGAAGCUCAGGCAGCGACCGGCUUUGUCAUUGACCCGGUGAAGAACGUGAAACUGACGGUCGAUGAGGCGGUUGAGAGCUGUCUCGUUGGCAAAGAGCUCCACCAGAAGCUGCUGUCGGCAGAAAGGGCAGUCACUGGUUACAAAGAUCCCUACACGGGCAACGUGAUCUCCUUGUUCCAGGCACUGCAGAAGGAUCUGAUCGUCAAGGACCAUGGCAUCCGCCUGCUGGAGGCACAGAUUGCCACGGGAGGCAUCAUUGACCCAGUGCACAGCCAUCGCCUUCCCGUCGAAGUGGCGUAUAGGAGAGGAAUGUUUGAUGAUCAGAUGAACAAGGUUCUCUCUGAUGCUGGUGAUGACACCAAAGGCUUCUUCGACCCCAAUACAAAAGAGAACCUGACCUACCUGCAGCUGAAGCAGAGAUGUGUGAGUGACAAAGACACUGGGCUGAGCUUGCUAAAGAUUACAAAUGGAGGAGUGAAGAAUCGGCAAGGCUACAGCAUUGGAGAAAUAGAGAGUGCUUUUAAGAGGGAGACAAUGAAUGUUUCAUAUGGCAGGUUCAAGGGGAAGUCUGUCACAAUUUGGGAACUCAUCCACUCUGAGUACUUCUCUGAGGAGAAGAGGAAGGAGCUGAUGGAGAUGUACAGGCGGAAGGAAAUUGACAUGACGAUCAUCAUCACAAGAAUCACCUCAGUCAUUGAACAAACUGAGAGCCAGGAAAGUACUGUCAGUUCCUGCAUUGUUCUUCCCACUCAGAGCACGCAGGCUUGCACUGCCGAAGAGACUGAAGCAGCCUUUCGAGAGAGAACGCUCUGCUUCUCAAUCUGGUAUCUCAUUCAUUCCAAACUUUUCACUGAAGAGGAGUGUAGAACGUUGAUGGAGAAAUACAGAAGGAAGGAGAUUGACCUGGAGUCUGUGAUCAGAACCAUCACCCGUCUCAUAGAGCAGACACAAACCCUGGUGGACACUUCCAUUACAUUCUCUGGCCUACGAGCAGAAAUCUCUCUGCAGGAACUUGUGGAGUCAGAGAUCAUUGAUCAGAAGACAUUGCUGGAGCUGCAGGAGGGGAAGAAGACCGUGCAAGAUGUGAGUGAGCAAGAUUCAGUGAAGAUCUACCUCAAGGGUUCAGACAGCAUUGCAGGGAUCCUUGUGGAGUCGACCAACGAGAAGAUGAGCAUCUACCAGGCCAUGAAGAAGCAUCUGCUGAUGCCUGGAACGGCCUUGAUCCUCUUAGAAGCUCAGGCAGCGACCGGCUUUGUCAUUGACCCGGUGAAGAACGUGAAACUGACGGUCGAUGAGGCGGUUGAGAGCUGUCUCAUUGGCAAAGAGCUCCACCAGAAGCUACUGUCUGCAGAAAGGGCAGUCACUGGUUACAAAGAUCCCUACACGGGCAACGUGAUCUCCUUGUUCCAGGCACUGCAGAAGGAUCUGAUCGUCAAGGACCAUGGCAUCCGCCUGCUGGAGGCACAGAUUGCCACGGGAGGCAUCAUUGACCCAGUGCACAGCCAUCGCCUUCCCGUCGAAGUGGCGUAUAGGAGAGGAAUGUUUGAUGAUCACAUGAACAAGGUUCUCUCUGAUGCUGGUGAUGACACCAAAGGCUUCUUCGACCCCAAUACAAAAGAGAACCUGACCUACCUGCAGCUGAAGCAGAGAUGUGUUAAGGAUCCUCUGACUGAUCUGUAUUUUCUGUUAUUGAGAAGAUAAAUGAAUCUAAUAAAUUUUGUUUGUUGAUUUUCA